AUGACGAUGGUUGUUGGGCCAAUGAACUAUACAAAUGGAUCAUCAAUUAGUUUUGUUAAUUUCAAUAAUGGAAUAGAUAUAUCUGAUGACGAUACUUUGUAUAUUGCUGAUACUAACAACAACUGGAUAGUGACAAUUACGGCUGAUGGUCACCGGAGCAUUUUUGAAUCAGGACCUGGUAUUAGUCGUGCCGAAUUUUACGGCCCUUUUGAUAUUUCCGUCAGUAAAACAUCAAUCUAUGUUAUAGAUACUCCAUAUGCCGCUGAUUGUAACAAUCAUCGAGUUCAAAAAUGGAAUUACCAGGCUAGGUUUGGAACUACUGUUGCUGGUGAUGAUACAGCUGGAAGUGAUUUAAGCCAGCUUAACUGUCCUUCUUCAGUUAUUGUUGAUACACAUGGAAAUAUUUAUUUUAGCGAGGAACGCAAUAUUCGAGUAGUUCGAUGGACAUUCGAUUCAGAUGUUAGUAUUUGUAUUGCAGACUGUUCUGGUCGUUAUGAAAACAACCCAAAUCAGUUGAAGGGACCACAAGAUUUGGCAUUCGAUAGUGAUGGCUCGUUGUACGUUAGCGACACGUACAAUAAUCGUGUACAAAAAUUUCAGAUCCUCAACGGUAAUAGUGAGUAUUACAUACAUGAGCAGUUUCUCUCAUGA
Molecule: messenger RNA, 651 nt
Organism: Adineta ricciae
Lineage: Eukaryota; Metazoa; Rotifera; Eurotatoria; Adinetida; Adinetidae
Source: the annotation of a GenBank genome assembly